CUCAAGAACCGAAUAAGUUUAAAAUACAUAACCGAAAACCGAACUGAAUAACCUAAUUCAUCCGAUUCUGGUUCAAAUUCGGAGAUUCGGUACAAACACUCAUCCAUAAAAUUGUUCUUCCUUAUAAACGAAAAUGCCUAUAAUUUGCUAAUGAAUUGCAAAUUGCCAAAUUGUAUAUUGAUGAAUAGUCAAGGGGCGAAAAUUGUACUUUACUCAACGAUUCCACCAUAUAUGGCUUCUGGUGUCCUCAGUUCUGGGAAGUACGAAGUACCAAAUACUUCAUCUUGCUCCGUCAAUCGUCAUGGACUUUGGCCGGUUAACCGUCACAUUCCUCCUCCUCUCAUUCGCUACUAGUUCCUUAUCGGAACGUUUAAUUCGUAUGUCAACGGAAGAUCGAGGAGCAUCAUCAGUCCAUUCUGGUGUCCCCAGUUCUCGUAGAAAUCAGGAUUUGUUAUGUGAAAGCUGGAAGUUCUCCGUUGAAACCAAUGAUGCCGGAGUCUGGUACACUGUGCCCGAAAAGUGCGUGAGCUUCGUCAACAACUACUUGAAUGGUGAACGAUAUCGGUAUGAUUCGGAAGUCAUUGCCGAUUACGCUAUAGAGUACGCGAAGACGGUGAACAUCGCCGGCGAUGGGAAAGACGCUUGGAUCUUUGAUGUUGAUGAGACUUUGCUCUCGAAUCUGCCUUGGUAUGCGACUCACGGAUUCGGAUCGGAGGUCUUUGAUGAGGAUUCUUUCAAUGAGUGGGUAGAUUUAGCAGAGGCUCCUGCCUUACCAGCAAGUUUAAGGUUGUACAAUGAACUUCAACAGUUAGGGUUUAAGAUUUUCUUGUUAACAGGCAGAACUGAAUCCCAAAGGAAAUCUACAGAUAAGAAUCUUCUCGAUGCUGAAUACACCAACUAUGAAAGCCUUAUCUUAAGGGCAAGUUCAGAUGAAGGUAAACCGGCUACUUUGUAUAAAUCUGAGAAGAGACAGGAACUUAUGGAUGGAGGUUAUAGGAUACAUGGAAGCUCGGGAGAUCAAUGGAGUGAUUUGUUGGGUUUUGCAGUAGGAACAAGAUCCUUUAAACUUCCAAAUCCUAUGUAUUACAUCUCAUGAUUUUAUAAAAUAAUAUAAACGCUCCAAAAUUUCAUGUUUGUAUAACUUCCAAUUCAUGUAUUUGCUUUUAUGUUUGUGUGACUGUAAGUUUUCAUUGGGUUUUGUAUGGAUAAAUGUUGCUUUUAUGUUUGUGUAACUGUAAGUUUUCGAUGAGCCGGUUGCUUCUUUGGCUUGAUUUUUAUUAUUUUUAUUUUUUCUGUUUGCCACAACUAGAAUCAAUUUGAAAUGGAAUUGGGGAGAGAA
Molecule: messenger RNA, 1339 nt
Organism: Lactuca saligna
Lineage: Eukaryota; Viridiplantae; Streptophyta; Magnoliopsida; Asterales; Asteraceae
Source: the annotation of a GenBank genome assembly